GCACCAAGCAUUUAUAUUGCUGCUUACAUUUGCUGUUUACACAUUAUAUCAUGCGUCAAGAAAGCCACUGAGCGUUGUAAAAACUGUAUUUCACAAAACGUGUCCGCCGAUUCCUGACAAGAAUUCACAUUGGUGCCAAUGGAAACCCUUUGACGGAGAUAAUUGGAGCCAAUUGAUUGGCAGCUUGGAGUAUGUGUAUCUUGUUUGUUAUGCUUUCGCGAUGUUCCCUUGUGGACAUCUUGCUGAACGAUUGAACUUGCGCUUGUUUCUUUCGUUUGGUAUGGCUGCAAGCGGCCUCACAACCAUUUUAUUUGGACUUGGUUACUACUUUAACAUUCAUUAUUUGCCAUUCUUUAUAAACUUACCAAUUAAUCAGAUUCUUGGUGGUUUCGUCCAAGCAACUGGAUGGCCUGCUGUUGUUACAAUACUGAGCAAUUGGUUUGGCAAGGGCAGGCAAGUAGGAUUUUUUUACACUAUAUACAACUUUUUUUUUCUCAUCCGGAGAGGCCUUGUAAUGGGUGUUUGGAAUGCACACACCAACUUUGGUAAUAUGCUGGGUUCUAUAAUUGCCGGUGCCUUUGUGAAUUAUCAGUGGGGUGCAUCGUUUGUAGUUCCUGGCCUUCUUCUUGUUAUUGCUGCUUAUAUAGUCUUCCUAGUCCUUGUGGAACAUCCUGGUUCUGAACUCAAUCUUGUAUCGUCGUCAACCCGUACUUCUGAGGCGCACCAAAAAGUAGUACCUGGCUAUUACGGUGAUGUAAAGAACGUCAUGGCAUACUCAUUGGCCCUGUUCUUCUCGAAGUUGGUGGCUUACACUUUUCUCUACUGGCUCCCCAACUACCUGGCCAACGUUUCCAGUGUAGAAGUUUCUGCAGAAAAGGCCGCAUGGUUGUCGACAACUUUUGACAUCGGUGGAAUUUGUGGGGGCAUCCUAGCAGGUUUACUUAGUGAUAACGCUUCGUUCGUAAAUUUCGCCAGUCUGUUGGCAAACUUGGCAUUGCAGCUGCCGAGCAUAAUGCUAGCCUUUGGUCCCUACAUGGCCUCCAUUCAGUCGGAAUCUGGUGCGUCUCCCCAUGAGUCUUCCUCGAGAACUAUUUAUCUUCGUGCUGUGACUUGUGCUUCGAUGCUUUCCAUGGCGGCUCCAACUCUAUUCUUUUACCAGGCAAUUGCUGCAAGCAUGUCAUUCUUGUCGCUUGUUGUCCUUUUUGUGUGCGGUGGUUUGGUGACGGGACCCUGUGCGCUAAUCACAACAGCGGUGUCCGCUGACCUCGGAACCCAACCAAGUCUCCAGGGCAACUCGAAGGCCCUAGCCACCGUCACGGCAAUCAUCGACGGCACCGGCUCCCUUGGGGCAGCCUUGGGUCCUUUCCUUACGGGCAUUCUGGUGUACUACGGCUGGCACGCUGUCUUCAUGAUGCUCAUCACCGCUGACCUGAUAGCCCUUGCAAUAUCCCUAAUGAUCGCCUGCAGGAGUCGAAAUGGCGGUGUUUUCCGAUUGGGCAUUCUUAACCUUCGAUCAAUAUUUGCGCUGUGA
Molecule: messenger RNA, 1531 nt
Organism: Mesocestoides corti
Lineage: Eukaryota; Metazoa; Platyhelminthes; Cestoda; Cyclophyllidea; Mesocestoididae
Source: the annotation of a GenBank genome assembly